GAUGUGUGCAUUAUCUUGACUGUGGUUAUGCUUUCAUAGGAUUAUGCUUAUGUCCAAUUGCACAUUUUAAAUAUAUGCAGUUUACUGUAUAUCAAUUACACACCUCAAUAAAGCUGGGUUUUUUUAAACAAGCAAAAACAUUUGCAACUUCUGUCUAUAACUUACCCAGGAAUAUACAGAGGAGUAAGUUACACACAGAAGUUGAAGAAUUACUUUCUUCUUUUUUUUUUUUUUUGGCCGGGGCUGGGUUUGAACCCGCCACCUCCGGCGUAUGAGGCCGGUGCCCUACUCCUUUGAGCCACAGGCACCGCCCUUAAGAAUUACCUUCUUUCCAUUUUCUUGGGUAUUCCCAGAGGGGUAAGUUACAGACAAAAGUUGCAAAUGUUUUUGCUUGUUUAUUCCAUAUAUUCCCAGGCGUAAGUUACAGACAGAAAAGUUGCAAAGAAAAUGCAAAGUAAGUAAUGAGUAAGUCAAAAUUCACAAUAGCAAUUACCAGGAGAGAAAGGGAGGGAGGACCAGUGGGAGAGGGACACUCAGGGAGCUUGUCAUUUUCUGGUACUGGUAGUAUUCUACAUCUGAAACUGAGUACUGGCUGUCUUACUAUCCUUCUAUCUACAUCCAUGUUUUAUACAUCCUUUUGCAUAUGAUAAAUUUCACAAUUUAGAAUAAAAGAAAGCCUGUGGACAGGAACACAAGGCAACAAACCAUUAGCUAAACUACAUUAUCAUUUUGGGCAAGGUCUCUUCAAAACUUUUCAAAGGAAACAUCCCAUCGCUGGGAUGAAACACUUUCAAGGCUGACCAGUUGUCACCGGUUUGAAAAUAGCAAACUUGGCUCGGCGCCCGUAGUAGAGUGGUUAUGGCGCCAGCCACAUACACCAAGAGAGGCGGGUUCAAACCCGCCGGGGCCAGCUAAACAAUGACAACUGCAACAAAAACAACAACAACAAAGCCAGGCGUGGGUAGCGCCUGUGGCUCAAGGAGUAGGGCAUCAGCCCCAUACACUGGAAAUGGAGGGUUCAAACCCAGCCCAGCCAAAAACUGCAACAACAACAAAAAAAUAGCCAGGCCUUGUGUGGCCAGUGUCUGUAGUCCCAGCUCCUUCAGCUUCUUGGGAGGCUCAGGCAAGAGAAUGGCUUAAGCCUAAGAGUUGGAGGUUGCUGUAAGCUGUGAUGCCACAGCACUCUACCCAGGGCAACAUAGUGAGACUGUCUCAAAAAAAGGGCAAACUUGGUUUGGCGCCAGUAGCUCAAUGGUUAGCGCACCGACCACAUGCACCAGGGCUGGUGUGCUCCAACCCGCCCCGGCCUGCUAAACAAUUACAACCACCACCCCCGGCAUUGUGGAAGGUGCCUGUAGUCCCAGCUACUUGGGAGGCUGAGGCAGGAGGAUCACUUGGGCCCAAGAGUUUGAGGUUGCUGUGAGUGAAGAUGCCUCCGCACUCUACCAAGGGUGAUCAAGUGAGACUCUGUCUCAAAAAUAAAAUAAGAUAAAUAAAUAAAUAGUACCUACCAGCUAGAAUAAUCUUCCUUGCACUUUUUCUUCAAAAGCACUUAAUCAUUUUUUCUCCCUUCCAUUUUCAUGUACUUGGUUAUCGUCUUUAUCAAAUGAUUUUAAAUAUAACCUAUAGUAAAUAAGCGUUAGCUUUCUCCACCUCACUUUCCCUAACACAAUUUUGCUGCAAUCAAAGUUUUGGAAUCUUGGUCUUAUCACUGCACAGAGUAAGCAGAGAACCCAGGCUCCAGACAAUUUAAAAGCCAAACAAUUUUAGGUUUCAGUGGAAAGAGGAAAUGUGCUCCGGGCUUGGUUCUUGUCAACUAACCAACUAUUCAGGAUGAGCAGCACUGCAACUUCAGUUAAGUUUUGAAUCAAGAGAUCUUCGAGGAACUAUUACAGCAGCAGCCACAAAGCAUGCAUUUCAUUUUUUGUGUGCGAUUUCUGUACGUUAGCUUUUGCCUCAGCCCCGACUUCACUUCGGUCGUUUUGAGUACUAACCUAGUAUAAAGCCCUUAACACCAGCUCAUUACAAAUUUGUAUAAUUCUUGCCUUAAAGUCGUGGAGACGUCCCCGUAGUCACUAACUUGAAGAAAACACUAUCACAGACAUCUUAAAGGCCUUACAUUUCCUCUAGAAGGGUCUAGAACUUAUUGCGCUACACCCGGCGUAGUAAAAGAGCAGCCACACCUCCAAAGAAACAAAGUCACGCCCCUGCGCGGGCCAAUCAAACGGGUCUUUAAUAGGCUCCCCACCGCCUUCCCACCUCCCUCCGGGGCGCGCACUUCCGGCCGCUAGGGCGAUGGGAAAGCGCCCCGCGAGCUUCCACCAACCAGCGGCUCCGCUCGGCUGGCGCGAGCGCGCGCGCACACGUUGUGCGCAGUUUCGAAUCUCCGCAGCUUCGCGGUUGCUCUCCAACGUCCAGGCCCCAUCUCGGGGGCUGCUAAGGCGGUGUGCGCAGGCUGUGCCCUAGCCGGGCCGCCACCCCCGCUCCACCCCCUCCGCCUCCAGCCGCAGCCUCGCCCUCGCGCGCUCCGCCCUCAGCGCCCGCUACUAUCCGCGCCCGGUCUCCCGCGCCGGGCGGGAGCCAGAGCCUCUCUGGGCCCAUGGCCAAGCGGCGUGCGGCCGAGCCGGUGACGUUCCACGUGCCUUGGAAGCGGCUCCUGCUCAGCGAUUUCACCGAGGAGCCGCCGCCGUCGCCGCUCUGGAUCCGGGCGCCGGGGGCAGCGCAUCCUGGGCAGCCUCUCGGCGUCCCGGAGCUUCGCCGAAAGCGCAGAAUCGACGCGGGGGCCAUGGCAGAGUCUUCGGCUUCGCCUAGCAAGCGCCGCGACAGAGGGGACAGCAGCGCUCCGGGCGGCGCAGAGUGUGAAGGCCGCGGCCUGGAAACCGGCGAGCCGCCGUUGCAGCAGCCUCCAGUACGGCCCCGCGGGCCGGGGGAGGAGCCCCGGGGUGCCCGGCCCCUGAGGGGCGGAGGCGACGACGGGGCGGGGCGCGCAGGGCCCCCGCAGGGAGACUGGGGGGCCGCAACGCGCCAGCACAAUGAAGAAUUUUGGCAGUAUAAUACCUUUCAGUACUGGAGGAAUCCUUUACCACCUAUUGACCUGGCAGACAUUGAAGCUGUAACUGAAGACAACCUGACGGAAGCAACACUUCAGGGCAAGAAUGAAGUGGCUGAGAUUGACAUGGAGUCCUGACAUAAGGAGCUGAAUAAGUGGGAUUCAUUAAAUUUGAGAAGACAUGUCUAAGUGAAUUCAUGUAUUCUUAAGGAAAAAGUUAUUUUCCAUACUUGACAUGGUAUCAUUUCCAAACCUGAAAAAUAAGGAAAGGUUGUUUUGACAAUAAAUACCUGCAGUUACUACUGAACCUGGGAUUUGUCGCGGAUAUAGUGCAGUUUGGGAAGUAUUUUAUGUAUGCAUUCUUAAGGAAAAAGGCUUUCUUUAGAUUCCAAAUCCGAAGGUAGUGAUCUUACAAAAAGAAACUCUGGCAGUUUUCGAAACACCCACCUGCACCAAAAAGUUUAUUUGUGGUUUGUGAAAUAAUAAAUAUUUUAUAAUAACUAUUACUAAUAAAAUACUUUCUAAUACAUUUUAUUGACUUAGUUGAACAAAGCUGACUUGAACAUCUAUGCAAAUUUAAAAUGAAUUCUUUCUGAAAGCUAGCAUUGUUUUAAUUCAGAACUUUCAAAAUGUGAAGUAGGAAGAAUUUCAGUUUGAGUAGCAUGUAUGCAUAACUUCUAAUAUCUGAUGUUUGUUAAGCUCUACUAUGGGCCAUCAAAAAUGGAUAAAGAACAAUGAGGAAUGAGUCAGUGCCUGACCCCUCCCCCUUUUUCUAGGAGAAGAGGAAAGAAAUUUAUCAUAUGAUGAGUUUCUUGGUUUUGAAUUGCUUUGAAUGCAUGGUUUUUAUUGCUGUUCCUUUAGACUUGUAGUUCUCCAACACUGACAGCACUUUAAAAUCUUUGCCUGGGCCCCUCUUCAGAGAUUCUCAUUUAAUUGUUUCUGAGGUGAGCCUUGGAUAUAGCUAUUUUUUUAAGCCCCAGUCUUCUUUCUCUUCAUUCCUCUAAAGUGCAGACAGGUUUGAGAACCACUAGACUAAUGGUAGUAUUUUCCUGUUUAAAGGAGAUAACUAAUUUGAGCUGAAGCAAUAUCUCUUAAUUAGCUUUGGUUUUUUGCUCUGUUGAUGGCUUUGUAACAACUAAAUUAUUGUUUUGUUAUUACUGUUUCAUUGUUAAAGAAAUAAAGUAAAUAAUUUGUGUUUGA
This is a messenger RNA of Nycticebus coucang (slow loris), 4249 nucleotides long. It is a transcript of the gene C2H9orf40, whose product is annotated as chromosome 2 C9orf40 homolog. The transcript has 2 exons. The record is from RefSeq and is a predicted model, not a curated record. Lineage: Eukaryota; Metazoa; Chordata; Mammalia; Primates; Lorisidae. The coding region runs from base 2600 to 3187 and encodes 195 amino acids.